Molecule: messenger RNA, 1452 nt
Organism: Trichechus manatus latirostris (Florida manatee)
Lineage: Eukaryota; Metazoa; Chordata; Mammalia; Sirenia; Trichechidae
Product: prothymosin alpha
Exons: 1
Coding region: 256-678 (140 amino acids)
Biological process (GO): negative regulation of apoptotic process; positive regulation of transcription by RNA polymerase II
Cellular component (GO): nucleus
Molecular function (GO): histone binding
Source: RefSeq, a predicted model, not a curated record
ACUACGCAAAGGCAUUCGACUGUGUGGAUCAUGACAAAUUAUGCAUAACAUUAUGAAGAAUGGUAAUUUCAGAACACUUAAUUGUGCUCAUGCGGGAACCUGUACAUAGACCAGGAGGCUGUCAUUCAAUCAGAACAACGGGGUAGUGCUUGGUUUAAAAUCAAGAAAGGUGUGUAUCCUCCACUGGCUGCUCUGAAAAGCUAUCUUUGCACUGUCCGCAGGUCCAGCUCUGCGCUUGCUGCAGCCACCUCCGCCAUGCACCUCCCCUGUCACCGAAGACUCCGGGAGCUUUCUCGCCAGAGUCCCCGAACUCGCGCUUUCUUUGUAAUCAGCUGCAUCGGAUCACCAGCGUGCCCCACCAUGUCAGAUGUGGCUGUGGACACCGGCUCUGAGAUAACCUCCAAGGACUUAAAGGAGAAGGAGGUUGUGGAGGAGGCAGAGAAUGGAAGAGAUGCGCCCGCUAAUGGGAAUGCUAACGAGGAAAAUGGGGAACAGGAGGCUGACAAUGAAGCAGAUGAAGAAGAGGAAGAAGGUGGGGAGGAAGAAGAAAGUGAUGGUGAGGAAGAGGAUGGAGAUGAAGAUGAGGAGGCUGAUGCAGCUACGGGCAAACGGGCAGCUGAAGAUGAUGAGGAUGAUGACGUUGACACCAAGAAGCAGAAGACCGAUGAGGAUGACUAGACAGCAAAAAAAGGAAAAGUUAAACUUAAAAAAAAGGCCACCGUGACCUAUUCACCCUCCACUUCCGGUCUCAGAAUCUAAACGUGGUCACCUUCGAGUAGAGAGCCCCACCCGCCCACCUCGGGCAGCGCCACCUGCAGAUGACAUGUGCUUUCCACCACCCAACCAAAACCACAGCAUGAAUUUGCAACAGUGGAGGAAAAAAGAACCAAAGCUUCCAAGACCCUGUUUUUUUUCUUAAAAGUACUUUAAAAAGGAAAAGUUGUUCGUAUUUUUUAUUUACAUUUUAUAUUUUUAUACAUAUUAUUAGGGGUCAGCCAUUUUUAAUGAUCUCAGAUGACCAAACCAGCCUUCAGAGUGUUCUCUGUCCUUCUUCUGACUUUACCUGUGGUGUUACCAUGUUCAUUAUAAUCUCAAAGGAGGAAAAAAAACUUGUAAAAAAAAAAGCAAAAACAACAACAAAAAAUACAAUCUUGUUCCCAGUAUUCCAGUAACUUUUUUUGUGUAUGUACUUAGCUGUACUAUAAGUAGUUGGUUUGUAUGAGAUGUUUAAAAAGGCCAAAGAUAAAAGGUUCCUUUUUUUUCCUUUUUUUGUCUAUGAAGUUGCUGUUUAUUUUGUUUGGCCUGUUUGAUGUAUAUGUGAAACAAUGUUGUCCAACAAUAAACUGGAAUUUUAUUUUGCUGAGUUGUUCUAAAAAAAAAGAAAGGUGUGCGUCAGGGUUGCAUCCUUUGACGCUUUUUGUUCAGUUUGUAUGCUGAGCAAAUAAUCAGAGA